This is a messenger RNA of Mobula hypostoma (lesser devil ray), 10728 nucleotides long. RefSeq names its product triple functional domain protein. The transcript is spliced from 58 exons. The record is from RefSeq and is a predicted model, not a curated record. Gene Ontology annotation, biological process: axon guidance; protein phosphorylation. Bases 201 to 9428 code for a protein of 3075 amino acids. Gene Ontology annotation, cellular component: extrinsic component of membrane; cytoplasm. Gene Ontology annotation, molecular function: guanyl-nucleotide exchange factor activity; protein kinase activity; protein binding. Lineage: Eukaryota; Metazoa; Chordata; Chondrichthyes; Myliobatiformes; Myliobatidae.
CGGUUCCAAGAUGGAGGAGAGCUGGUAGAGGUGGCGGCGAUUGCUGCUCGCUCCCCUCCCUCCUUCUCUUCCUCUUUCUCCGCUGGUGUGCGGCGGCUGCCGGUCGGGCUGGGCUUCGGGAAUCGGGAUCGCGCUCCACGGGAGGAUUGUAAACCGGGCAGUCCGAGGAGGAAGAGGAAGAGGAGGCCGCCGCCAUCGCCAUGAGCUGCGCAGAGGGGGCGGAGGACGCGGCCGGAGACGCCGAUAUCGCUGCGUUUUUCCGAUCGGGUUUUCGUAAAAAUGAUGAGAUGAAGGCGAUGGAGGUUCUUCCAAUACUGAAGGAGAAGGUUGCAUUCCUCUCAGGUGGACGAGAUAAGCGUGGAGGCCCUGUCUUGACAUUUCCAGCACGCAGUAACCAUGACAGAAUAAGACAAGAAGAUCUUAGGCGGCUUAUCUCUUACUUAGCUAAUAUUCCUAGUGAGGAGGUGUGUAAACGUGGAUUCACUGUGAUAGUUGACAUGCGUGGCUCUAAGUGGGACUCCAUCAAACCGCUGCUGAAGAUUCUACAGGAGUCAUUUCCUGGCUGUAUUCAUGUUGCACUGAUCAUCAAGCCGGACAACUUCUGGCAGAAGCAAAGAACUAACUUUGGCAGCUCCAAGUUUGAGUUUGAGACCAACAUGGUGUCCAUAGAAGGUCUUACCAAAGUUGUUGACCCAUCGCAGCUCACUCCUGAGUUUGAUGGUUGUCUGGACUACAACCAUGAGGAAUGGAUUGAAAUUCGUGUGGCCUUUGAGGACUUCAUAAGCAAUGCAUCACACAUGCUAUCCAGACUGGAAGAGCUGCAGGAAAUGCUAGCCAAAAAGGACUUCCCUCAGGAUUUGGAAGGAGCAAGAAAGAUGAUUGAUGAACAUUCACUACUGAAGAAGAAAGUCAUUAAAGCUCCAAUUGAAGAACUGGAUCUAGAAGGACAAAAGUUGCUACAAAGGAUUCAAAGCAGUGAAAGUUUUCCCCAUAAAAACUCAAUAUCAGGGAAUGCAGACUUUCAGGGCCUUGUACCAAAAGUGUCCAGUAUGUUGGACAGACUGCACUCAACCCGACAGCAUCUGCAUCAGAUGUGGCAUAUACGUAAGCUGAAACUUGAUCAAUGCUUUCAGCUGAGACUGUUUGAACAAGAUGCAGAAAAGAUGUUUGAUUGGAUCUCUCACAACAAAGGCCUCUUUUUGAAUAGCUACACGGAGAUUGGAGCUACUCAUCAACAUGCAGUGGAACUUCAGACACAACACAAUCAUUUCGCAAUGAACUGCAUGAAUGUAUAUGUAAAUAUCAACCGCAUCAUGUCAGUGGCCAAUCGUUUAUUGGAAUCUAACCAUUAUGCAUCCCAGCAAAUCAAGCAGAUUGCCAGUCAGCUGGAUCUGGAGUGGAAGGCAUUUGCAGCAGCACUAGAUGAGCGAAGUACCUUGCUUGACAUGUCUGCUGUUUUCCAUCAGAAAGCUGAGCAGUAUAUGAGUAAUGUGGAUUCUUGGUGUAAGGCCUGUGGAGAAGUGGAUCUUCCCUCAGAGCUGCAGGAUCUGGAAGACUCCAUUCAUCAUCACCAAGGUUUAUAUGAACAAAUAACGUUGGCAUACUCUGAGGUGAGUCAAGAUGGGAAGGUUCUGCUGGAUAAACUCCAGCGCCCUCUGACCCCAGGGAGUGCUGACUCACUAAUGGCAACAGCCAAUUACUCAAAGGCUGUUCACCAUGUGUUGGAUAUUAUUCAUGAGGUCCUGCACCAUCAGCGACAGUUGGAAAAUAUCUGGCAGCACCGAAAGGUUCGACUUCACCAGCGACUCCAGCUUUGUGUAUUUCAACAAGAUGUACAUCAGGUGUUGGACUGGAUUGAAAAUCAUGGAGAGGCUUUUCUCAGUAAGCACACUGGAGUAGGAAAAUCACUCCAUAGAGCCAGGGCUUUGCAAAAACGGCAUGAAGAUUUUGAAGAAGUUGCACAGAACACAUAUACUAAUGCAGAUAAACUCCUGGAAGCAGCAGAGCAGUUGGCUCAGACCGGAGAGUGUGACCCUGAGGAAAUUUACCAGGCAGCCCAUCAACUGGAAGAUCGAAUUCAGGACUUUGUGCGAAGAGUUGAACAGAGGAAAAUUUUAUUGGAUAUGUCGGUCUCUUUUCAUACACAUGUCAAAGAGCUCUGGACGUGGUUGGAGGAUUUACAGAAGGAACUCCUUGAUGAUGUGUAUGCCGAAUCCGUGGAGGCAGUGCAGGACUUGAUAAAGCGGUUUGGGCAACAGCAGCAGACAACCCUCCAAGUAACAGUAAAUGUCAUCAAAGAAGGGGAGGCCCUAAUCCAACAGUUGAGGGAUUCUGCCAUUUCAAGCAACAAGACGCCACACAACAGCUCUAUUAAUCACAUAGAAGGUGUUCUUCAACAGCUCGAUGAAGCCCAGGGUCAAAUGGAAGAUCUGUUUCAAGAGCGCAAGAUCAAACUGGAUCUUUUCCUUCAGCUCAGAGUAUUUGAACGGGAUGCAAUAGACGUAGGUGUCAACAGCAGAGAGAUUAUUUCAGACCUUGAAUCUUGGGGCGAUGAGCUCUCUCAGCAGAUGAAUGAUUUUGAUACCGAGGACCUGACCCUUGCUGAACAGAGGUUACAGCACCAUGCUGAUAAAUCCCUAACAAUGAACAACUUGACCUUUGAUGUCAUCCACCAGGGACAGGAAUUACUCCAGUACGUGAAUGAAGUACAAGCCUCAGGUGUUGAGUUAACCUGUGACAGAGAUGUUGACAUGGCAACUCGUGUACAAGACCUUCUAGAAUUUCUACAUGAGAAGCAACAGGAGCUGGACCUGACCGCAGAACAACAUCGUCGACACUUGGAGCAGUGCGUGCAACUCAGGCACUUACAGGCCGAAGUGAAACAGGUACUGGGCUGGAUUCGGAAUGGAGAAUCCAUGCUAAAUGCCGGCCUUAUUACUGCUAGCUCACUUCAGGAAGCUGAGCAGCUCCAGCGUGAGCAUGAGCAGUUCCAACAUGCAAUUGAGAAAACUCAUCAAAGUGCUCUUCAAGUGCAGCAGAAAGCAGAAGGGCUGCUGCAGGCUAAUCAUUAUGACAUGGAGAUGAUCCGAGAAUGUGCAGAGAAGGUGGCUUCCAAUUGGCAACAGCUCAUGCUCAAGAUGGAAGAUCGGUUAAAGCUUGUCAAUGCCUCAGUUGCAUUUUAUAAAACUUCUGAACAGGUCUGCAGUGUUCUAGAGAGUCUGGAGCAGGAGUACAAAAGAGAAGAGGAUUGGUGCGGAGGAACGGAUAAGCUUGGCCCAAAUUCUGAGUGUGAUCACGUGACACCCAUGAUCAGCAAGCAUCUGGAACAAAAGGAAGCCUUUCUCAAAGCCUGCACUUUAGCUCGAAGGAAUGCUGAUGUUUUCCUGAAGUAUCUCCAUAGAAACAGUGUCAACAUGCCAGGAAUGAUGAGUCAUGUCAAAGCACCUGAACAGCAAGUGAAAAACAUUCUCAACGAGUUGUUACAAAGGGAGAAUCGAGUAUUGCAUUUUUGGACCAUGAGGAAGAAGAGAUUGGACCAGUGCCAGCAAUUUGUGGUUUUUGAGAGGAGCGCUAAACAGGCUCUGGAGUGGAUUCAUGAUACUGGGGAGUUCUACCUGUCCACACACACAUCCACUGGUUCCAGCAUCCCACAUACUCAGGAGCUUUUAAAAGAGCAUGAAGAGUUCCAAAUUACUGCAAAGCAAACCAAAGAUCGUGUAAAACUGUUGAUACAGCUGGCUGAUGGGUUUUGUGAAAAGGGGCACUCCCAUGCAGUGGAAAUUAAAAACUGGGUUACAGCAGUAGAUAAAAGAUACCGGGAUUUCUCCCUCCGCAUGGAGAAGUAUCGUGUAGCGCUGGAAAAGGCACUGGGUAUUUCAGACUCCAAAGCUAGCAAAGACUUGCAGUUGGACAUCAUCCCUGCCAGUGCUCCUGGUUCAGAGGUGAAACUCCGUGACGCUGCCCAUGAGCUGAAUGAGGAAAGGCGUAAAUCAGCUCGUAGGAAAGAAUUCAUUAUGGCUGAAUUGAUACAAACUGAAAAAGCUUAUGUACGGGAUCUCCGGGAGUGUUUGGAGACAUAUCUUUGGGAAAUGACCAGUGGGGUCGAUGAAAUUCCACCUGGGAUUGUAAAUAAAGAGCAUAUCAUAUUUGGUAACAUGCAGGAAAUCUGUGAAUUUCAUAAUAAUUUAUUUCUGAAGGAGCUGGAGAAGUAUGAGCAACUGCCAGAAGAUGUGGGUCAUUGUUUUGUAACCUGGGCUGACAAGUUCCAGAUGUACGUAACAUACUGCAGGAACAAGCCAGAUUCUACCCAGCUUAUCCUGGAGCAUGCAGGAGCAUACUUUGAUGAAAUACAACAUCGUCAUGGACUAGCCAACUCGAUCUCUUCCUAUCUUAUCAAGCCUGUGCAGCGAAUAACUAAAUAUCAACUGCUUUUAAAGGAACUGUUGACCUGUUGUGAAGAAGGGAAAGGAGAAAUUAAGGAUGGCUUGGAGGUUAUGCUGAGUGUUCCAAAGCGUGCCAAUGAUGCCAUGCAUCUCAGCAUGUUGGAAGGUUUUGAUGAGAAUCUGGAAUCCCAGGGAGAACUAAUCCUUCAGGAAUCCUUCCAAGUGUGGGAUCCAAAAUCUUUGAUCCGCAAAGGCCGAGAGAGGCACCUCUUCCUGUUUGAAAUGUCGCUCGUCUUCAGCAAAGAAAUCAAAGAUUCUAAUGGAAGGAGUAAAUAUAUCUACAAACACAAGUUGCUUACCUCAGAACUCGGUGUCACAGAACACGUCGAAGGAGAUCAGUGUAAAUUUGCAUUGUGGAUUGGACGGACACCAACCUCAGACAAUAAAAUUGUUUUGAAGGCAUCGAGCAUUGAAAACAAGCAAGAUUGGAUUAAACAUAUACGAGAAGUUAUACAGGAAAGGACUAUUCAUCUUAAAGGUGCACUAAAAGAAGCAAUCCAUCUGCCCAAGCCUGCAUCUCACAAACAUAAAGGAAGGAGGGAUGGAGAAGAACUGGACAGUCAGGGAGAUGCAAGCAGCCAACCUGACACAAUUUCCAUAGCAUCACGGACCUCACAGAACACUUUGGACAGUGAUAAGUUGUCCGGUGGGUGUGAGUUAACAGUGGUUAUCCAUGACUUUGCGGCAACGAACAGCAAUGAGUUGAGCAUUCGACGGGGUCAAACUGUGGAGGUUUUAGAGAGGCCCCAUGAUAAGCCUGACUGGUGUCUGGUGCGUACAACAGAUCGAUCUCCAGCUGCUGAAGGAGUGGUUCCCAGCAGUGUUCUGUGUAUUGCACAUUCACGUAGCAGUAUGGAGAUGGAGGGUAUCUUCAACCAUAAAGAUUCGCUCUCAGUGUCCAGCAACGAUGCAAGUCCUCCUGCCUCAGUGACCUCACUUCAGCCGCACUCUGUAAGUACAACACAAAGUUCGCCAGGACCAAAACGCCCAGGUAAUACUCUGAGGAAGUGGCUCACAAGCCCCGUAAGGCGACUUAGCAGUGGAAAAGCAGACGGCCAUGUUAAGAAACUGGCUCACAAGCACAAGAAGAGCAGGGAUGUCCGGAAAAGUGCUGAUGUCGGAGCUCAGAAGGACUCAGAUGAGAAUGCAGCUACACCCCAGGAAGAAACCGUGGAUGAGAGACAACGGAAUGAAGGGCUCAGCAGUGGAACUCUGUCAAAAUCAUCAUCUUCAGGAAUGCAGAGCUGUGGGGAAGAAGAAGGUGAGGAGGGGGCAGACGCUGUGCCUCUUCCCCCUCCAAUGGCAAUUCAGCAACACAGUCUUCUCCAGCCGGAUUCACAGGAUGACAAGACAUCCUCACGCUUAUCCGUACGUCCCACAAGUUCAGAGACACCUAGUGCUGCAGAGCUCGUUAGUGCUAUUGAAGAGCUUGUGAAAAGUAAAAUGGCACUGGAGGACCGUCCAACAUCCCUCUCUGUUGAUCAGGCAGAUAGCAGCAGUCCAUCUUUCAACCCAUCUGAUAACUCUUUGCUCUGUACUUCCUCCUCCUCUCCUAUUGAUGAAAUGGAAGAAAGGAAAUCUAGUUCCCUGAAGAGGCGCCACUAUGUCUUACAGGAGCUGGUAGAGACUGAGCGUGAUUAUGUGAGGGACCUGGGGUGUGUGGUAGAGGGUUACAUAGCAGUGAUGAAAGAAGAUGGGGUUCCUGAUGAUAUGAAGGGAAAAGACAAAAUUGUAUUUGGUAACAUACACCAGAUCUACGACUGGCACAGAGACUUCUUUCUCGGUGAGCUGGAAAAGUGCCUUGAGGAUCCCGAUAAACUAGCUUCCCUCUUUGUCAAACAUGAAAGAAGACUGCAUAUGUAUAUAGUUUACUGUCAGAAUAAACCCAAAUCUGAGUACAUUGUGUCUGAAUAUAUAGACACAUAUUUUGAGGAUGUAAAACAGCGCCUUGGUCAUCGACUACAAUUGACUGACCUGCUAAUAAAACCAGUACAACGUAUAAUGAAAUACCAGCUCUUGCUGAAGGACUUUCUUAAAUACUCCAAGAAGGCUGCUGUAGAUACAACAGAACUAGAGAAAGCUGUGGAAGUCAUGUGCAUCGUACCAAAGAGAUGCAAUGAUAUGAUGAAUGUUGGACGCCUGCAAGGAUUUGAUGGUAAAAUUAUAGCCCAGGGGAGAUUGCUUCUUCAGGACACCUUCCUUGUUGCAGAUCAGGAUGCCGGGCUUCUUUCACGCAACAAAGAGCGGAGAAUCUUCCUGUUUGAGCAAAUUGCAAUAUUCAGUGAACCUUUAGAUAAGAAAAAAGGCUUCUCCAUGCCUGGCUAUUUAUUUAAAAACAGUAUCAAGGUGAGUUGCCUUGGCCUGGAAGAGAAUGUGGAUAAUGAUCCUUGUAAAUUUGGACUUACCUCGAGAUCUGCAGAUGGCAGUGUGGAGACCUACAUUCUACAAGCAUCAAGUCCUUCAGUUCGCCAAAUGUGGAUCCAUGAAAUUAAUCAAAUUCUGGAAAACCAGCGCAACUUUUUAAACGCUCUGACAUCUCCGAUUGAAUACCAGAGGAACCAUGUCGGCCCUAGUGGACCAAAUAGCUGUAGUGGAAUGAGCAGCACAAGCCGCUCCAGACCUUCUCGGAUACCCCAACCCAUCCGGCACCAUUCCCCAGUCCUGGUCUCCUCUGCGGCCUCGGCCCAGGCAGAGGCAGACAGAUUGACAGGUAUGUCCGCUCGCAACCCUACCCUGACGACACUCAACAGCACCCUAGAUUCUGGCUCCAGCCAAUCUGACAGGCACCUGGAACGAGAAGGCAGCGACAAUGACUUGGAACAGAUUCCUAGAACAAAAGUCCUUGAGAGCCCCAGGAAAACAUUAGGAUCGCUCACCAACACAGGAGAUGGAAACCUAAAAGAAUUACGAGGUAGUCUAGAAGAGAACCGGUCUCCGCGAGGGAGUGUGGGCUCCCUGACGAUAGGAAAGCAACGGCCGGCAGGCACCACUUCACCCCUGAGUUCACCGAUGUCUACGACGUUCCCAUCCUCUCCUUUCAGCAAAGAAUCCUUCCCUCCCAGCAGUCCUGUUCUCAAGGGCUCCUUCUGGAGCUCACACCCGGCUUCACCUGCCAGCCGCCCUGGUUCCUUCACCUUCCCAGGGGACGUGGACUCCCUGCAGCGCCAGGUCCACCGCCACUCCACGCACAGCAAGGACACUGAUCGUAUGAGCACGUGCUCCUCGACCAGCGAGCAGUCGGUGCAUUCCACCCAGAGCAACGGGAGUGAAAGUAGCAGCAGCAGUAAUAUCUCCACCAUGCUGGUAACGCAUGAUUACACCGCCGUGAAAGAGGAUGAGAUCAAUGUCUGCCAGGGCGAGGUAGUGCAGAUCCUGGCCAGCAACCAACAGAACAUGUUUUUGGUGUUUCGGGCAGCUACUGACCAGUGCCCUGCAGCUGAGGGAUGGAUUCCUGGCUAUGUACUAGGUCACACAACCAAUAUAAUCCCAGACAACCCUGAAGGAACAUUAAAAAAGUCAACAUCUUGGCACACUGCACUCCGUUUAAGAAAGAAAAAUGAAAAGAAGGAUAAGGAUAGCAAGAAAGAAGGAAAGCUAGAGAAUGGUUUCAGAAAGUCUCGAGAAGGGUUACCCAAUAAGGUAUCAGUUAAGAAUGCAAUCCAUAGAUCUCGAUCUUCUCAAAGAAAUUAUCUCCAGAAAUUCACAGGAAAUCUCCUGAAUCCUAAUUAUAUUUAUGAUGUUCCCCCUGAAUUCAUCAGCCCACUGACAGAUGUAUCCUGUGAGAUUGGGGAGACGGUUACUCUGAAAUGCAAAGUCUGUGGUCGUCCCAAAGCUAUGAUAACGUGGAAGGCCCCAGACCACAGCAUCUUGAGCAAUGAUGGCCGUAACAGUAUUAUGUACAGUGAUUCUGGUGAAGCUACACUUAAAAUAUUGAAUGUGACCACUGAUGAUGACGGCACUUACACAUGUGUGGCUGUAAAUGAUGUGGGAUCAGCUUCAUCUUCUGCAAUUCUGCGAGUUCUAGGACCACGUAGUGACGGAAGAAGGAUCAUCUGGAAGGAUAACUUUGAUUCUGUUUACACUGAAAUAGCAGAGAUUGGCAGAGGAAGAUUUUCUGUGGUUAAAAGAUGCGACCAAAAAGGAACGAAAGAGGAGGUGGCUGCAAAGUUCAUCAACAAAAAAAUGAUGAAACGGGACCAGGUUAUUCAUGAACUUGGAAUCAUGCAGAGCCUUCAGCAUCCCCAACUCAUUAGUCUUCUGGAUGUCUAUGAAACUUCAUCCAGUUAUAUAGUCAUACUAGAACUAGCAGACCAAGGUUGUCUUCUCAACUAUAUAAUAGAGUGGGGAAAUCUAACUGAAGAGAAGGUGGCAUCAUAUCUCAGAGAGACUCUGGAAGCUGUACAGUAUCUACAUAAUUGCAGAAUAGCUCACCUGGAUAUAAAGCCAGAAAAUGUGCUCGUGGACCUGAGUAGGGCCAAGCCACUCAUCAAGCUUGCUGACUUUGGGGAUACCGUGCAGCUAACUACAACAUACUACAUUCACCAGUUGCUGGGAAACCCUGAAUUUGCAGCUCCAGAAAUUAUUUUAGGAAAUUCUGCCUGUCUCACAUCAGAUAUAUGGAGUGUUGGGGUACUUACCUACGUCCUUCUUAGCGGAGUGUCUCCUUUUUUGGAUGAAAGUGUGGAGGAAACAUGUUUGAACAUUUGCCGGUUGGACUUCAGCUUCCCUGAUGAUUACUUCAGAGGGAUCAGUCAAGCUGCCAAAGAUUAUGUUUGUUUCUUACUGCAGGGAGAUCCAAACAAACGACCCUCGGCUGCAGUGUGUCUACAGGAGCCUUGGUUACAGUCAGGUAUCAAGAGAAAUACCGAAACACUAAACACAUCAAGACUGACUUCAUUCAUUGAGCGGCGCAAACAUCAGAAUGAUGUUCGGCCAGUUUGUAGCAUAAAGAACUUUUUGCAAAGCAGACUCUUGCCAAGAGUGUGACCCUAAAAAGGAGAUUUUUUUGCUCAUUCUCUUUCACCUGCCAAUAAAGUAGGAAACAGUGUCUUCAGCCAGUCAGCUGUUGAUUCCUUUAUAAAACUGACUGAAAAUAGGCUGCUAUAUUCAUGUGUCAUUGUGUGGAAUUGCAUACCAAGAAAUCUUGCAUAGACAGUACUUGGAAUUCAGUGCCACCAAUGCAACAUAUAAAGCUGGUGGAGAGGACCAUUUAAGCUCUACACAACCAGCUGGAUUCUCAUUAUUUUGACAGUAUUCUUUUCCAAUAGCUGGAAAAUGUUUUUCACACAUCAUCUUGGAAAAUGUAAAGAACAAAUCAUAAUUGUUAUAUUUCACAAAAAAGUCUGAAAACUUAAAUUUUGAUUACAAUUUAGCCAGCAAUGAACUUUUCCUUUCAUUUAUUUCCCCAAUCACUGAUUUUAAUCAAGUUUGCCACUGAAUAUUAAGUGGGCUCCCAGAAACCGUUUGAUUUUAAUUGUCAUAAACUGUCCAGUGGCUUCACUGAUGUAUCUAAAUUAUAAUUCCAUGCAUUUGGCCAGAUACGGCCCAGGUUUUUACUGCUGCAACUUUAACCAUGGAUCUUUUGCAUAUGAUAGAAACAAAUUCUGUUGCUCUGAUUAUGCAUAAGCCUUACUUGUAUAGAGACCGUUAUUUGCCUUCAGUCUGUAUUUUUAAUGCUGGUUUGCUAUUCUAGAACCCUCCCCCUGAGCCAAGCCGUAGACGCUCUUUUUAUUUCUGGAGGGGGAUUGUGGAAUUGCACCUGCCAUUCAGAUUGCAGAGCAGUUAAGGGGGAAUAUGUACUGUAAAUGCACUCAUUGUAUUUUAUGUUUUAAUUCAUAUCAUGUGCAAUGUUGUGGCUUUAACAUUUUAUGCAACUCUAUUUAUGAAGACUUCUGUUGUAUCUGUAAUAAAUAUUAAAAACACGUACUUCGUACUGCAAACUAUACAGUCAUUUCAUUUCUUUAGCGAGUUGCCCUUUCUAUCUGAUCGUGAUGAGUUGCGUCGCAACUUGGUUGUUGUGGAAUGCAAACUAUGCACCAAACAAAGUAUUUUAACUAUGUAAUAUAUUUAUGUGAAACAUAAACUUGUACUGAAAUGAAACAAAUCUGCAUGUGAAAGAAAACAAGAAUUCAAAACUGGAUGUCUUGACACAAAAACUUCACAUUUUUAUAAAUGCAUUAUAGCCUCUUCAUCAUUUUAAGUCUACUUUGCAUGUAUAUUUCUUUUGUACAGUAUUGAUUGUUUUGCUGAAUGUGUUGUAAAUAUUUUUCUCUGCCAUCCGUUACAA